CACAUGACCCGGCCGCGGCCCGCUGAGUGCGCAGCCUACGCCGCUCCCGCGUCCGCGCUCCGCCCCGCGUGCCGUACGUGCCGUGCGUGAGCGUGCGCGGGCGCGUCGGCCGGCGAGGGAGCAGCAAACCGCCGGCGGCUGGCGCCGCGCUGGGGGCGGGCGGCGCGGAGUAGGCGGCGGCGGCCAUGGCCGAGGCGUCGCCGCAGCCCGGACGGUACUUCUGCCACUGCUGCUCCGUGGAGAUCGUCCCGCGCCUGCCGGAUUAUAUCUGUCCAAGAUGCGAGUCUGGUUUCAUCGAGGAGCUUCCGGAAGAGACCAGGAGCACAGAAAAUGGUUCUGCCCCCUCCACAGCCCCCACGGACCAGAGCCGGCCACCGGUGGAGCACGUGGAUCAGCACCUGUUCACGCUGCCGCAGGGCUACGGACAGUUUGCUUUCGGCAUCUUCGAUGACAGCUUCGAGAUCCCCACGUUCCCUCCUGGGGCGCAGGCUGACGAAGGCAGGGACCCUGAGAGCCGGCGGGAGAGAGACCAUCCGUCCCGGCACCGGUAUGGCGCCCGGCAGCCCCGCGCCCGCCUCACCACGCAGCGGGCCACCGGCCGGCACGAAGGCGUCCCCACGCUGGAAGGGAUCAUCCAGCAGCUUGUCAAUGGCAUCAUCACGCCCGCCACCAUCCCCAGUCUGGGUCCCUGGGGAGUCCUGCACUCAAACUCUAUGGACUACGCCUGGGGGGCCAAUGGCCUGGACGCCAUCAUCACACAGCUCCUCAAUCAGUUUGAAAACACGGGCCCCCCACCGGCAGAUAAAGAGAAAAUCCAGGCCCUCCCCACCGUCCCCGUCACCGAGGAGCACGUAGGCUCCGGGCUCGAGUGCCCUGUGUGCAAGGACGACUACGCGCUGGGUGAGCGUGUGCGGCAGCUGCCCUGCAACCACCUGUUCCACGACGGCUGCAUCGUGCCCUGGCUGGAACAGCACGACAGCUGCCCCGUCUGCCGAAAAAGCCUCACGGGACAGAACACGGCCACGAACCCCCCGGGCCUCACUGGGGUGAGCUUCUCCUCCUCGUCGUCGUCCUCCUCCUCCAGCUCGCCCAGCAACGAGAACGCCAUAGGCAACUUGUGAGCCCGCGUCGGCCGCCGGGAAAGCACGGGUCCUUUCCCACCCACCCGCCCGCAGCCGGGGCCACACGGCACCCAUGGACUGGUGCCCCGACGGGCCACGCUUGGCUGGUCAGCGCUGCAGGUCCCGCCUGUUCCAGGGCAGGAUCCGGGCCCGGCCCACUGGCCCCCUGGCUCGGGAAGGCGUGGACCACAUGGUCCCCGCUGGGGCGUCCCCAGCCUCCCCGUCCUCUCUCUAACCUCACCCUCUAAACGUUCAGCAGUGGAAAGAUUUUUAUAAUUUUAAAUUAUUACUGCUUUGAAAUAAAUGGACGUUUUAGCUCACACGGCGGCCAUGCAUGAUUUGUGGCAAAAGACGGGGCGCAGCUGCCCCACAGUGCUGCAGGUGCCGCCAGGACAGGCUGCGUGGGCCCCCGGCCUCCCCUCGGCCGCCUCCACGACCCGGAGUUCGGGGGCUCGGGACCAUGAGGAUGACCAGCAAAAUUCAAGAACAAAAUUGCUCCAACAGACUUUUUUAAAGGAAAAAAUAUGUGUAUCUUGAAAGCUAUUUAAAAUACACUACUUACAAAGAGAAAAAAAAAAAAAAAAA
Chlorocebus sabaeus (green monkey) is the source of this 1706-nucleotide messenger RNA. RefSeq names its product E3 ubiquitin-protein ligase RNF126. Gene Ontology annotation, cellular component: cytoplasm. Gene Ontology annotation, molecular function: ubiquitin protein ligase activity. The record is from RefSeq and is a predicted model, not a curated record. Lineage: Eukaryota; Metazoa; Chordata; Mammalia; Primates; Cercopithecidae. Gene Ontology annotation, biological process: protein ubiquitination.